Molecule: messenger RNA, 420 nt
Organism: Dibothriocephalus latus
Lineage: Eukaryota; Metazoa; Platyhelminthes; Cestoda; Diphyllobothriidea; Diphyllobothriidae
Source: the annotation of a GenBank genome assembly
ACCUUCAUCAAGAUUGCAGACCUCUCCUAUGGCAAAGAGAACGUGCCAGUACCCUGUGUGAACUGUGUGGACAAUGAGACGCCCACCUACGUGGAGUACAUUCCGCAUCGCCAGCCUGUGGGCAAUGUUCAAAUUAACACAGACUCCGACUUCCUGGUGUGUUGCGACUGCACCGACAACUGCCGUGACCGCUCCAAAUGUGCCUGCCAGCAACUGACCAUUGAGGCAAGCUCCUUCACUAGCGCGAGGGGAUUGGUGGACUUCUCCAUUGGUUACCGACAUCGUCGUCUCUCACAAUUCACAAUGGGCGGAAUCUAUGAGUGCAACAAGAACUGCAAAUGCGACCGCCGUUGCGGCAAUCGUGUCGUCCAGCUCGGAGUCUGGGUCCGUUUACAAGUCUUCAAAACCAACCGAAAGUAA